Solanum stenotomum is the source of this 1011-nucleotide messenger RNA. RefSeq names its product transcription factor bHLH93-like. Gene Ontology annotation, molecular function: protein dimerization activity; DNA-binding transcription factor activity; sequence-specific DNA binding. NCBI's taxonomy places the organism in Eukaryota, Viridiplantae, Streptophyta, Magnoliopsida, Solanales, Solanaceae. The transcript is spliced from 4 exons. The record is from RefSeq and is a predicted model, not a curated record. Gene Ontology annotation, biological process: regulation of DNA-templated transcription. Gene Ontology annotation, cellular component: nucleus. The coding region runs from base 1 to 1011 and encodes 336 amino acids.
AUGGAGGAUUAUUAUAGAGAGAAUGAAUUCUUAUUAGAUGAAUUAUUUGCUUUAAGAAGUGAUUUAUGGGAAAGUACUUGUCUACCUAUGGAAAUAAAUAGUAGUAGUAAUUUCUAUUGUAACAAUAAUUAUGAUUGUUUUGGGGAAAUUCCUCUUCCUUCUACUACUGCAACUACUACUACUUCUUUUGAAGACUACUAUAAUAAUUUUCCAAUUGAUCAAAGCCAAAACUAUUCAUUAUUACAUAGUGAUUUUUAUAGCACACAAAAUGUAGAUGUAUUGUCUCCACUUGAACUCACUAAUUCUUUCAAUUCCCCUUUUACUUCCCAAUUAGAAAAUUUUUCAUCAAUAUACUUUGAUGUUGGAAAUUUUGGUGAUUGUAAAUUGGAGAGAACUCAAUCAACUGCAUCGUCAGCUGCUAUAGCUCCUGCUAAUUUCAAUAUUGGCGUUUGCCUUGAUAAAAAGGCGAAAACAAAGAAGGUGAAUGGGGAGCCUUCUAAAAAUUUAAUGGCUGAAAGAAGAAGAAGAAAAAGGCUCAAUGGUCGUCUUUCUAUGCUUAGAUCUAUUGUUCCUAAAAUUAGCAAGAUGGAUAGAACGUCAAUCUUAGGGGACACUAUCGACUACACAAAGGAACUUCUUGAGAAAAUCAACAAUUUGCAACAAGAAAUGGAACUAGGGUCAAAUCAACUAAGCUUGAUGAGUAUUUUCAAGAACGAAAAGCCCAUCGAAAUGUUUGUCAGAAAUUCACCUAAGUUUAAUGUGGAAAGGAGGAAUAAUAUUGAUACAAGAGUGGAGAUUAAUUGUGCAAGCAAAUCUAGUCUUUUGCUAUCGACAUUGACCACACUAGAUGCCUUAGGCCUAGAGCCUCAACAAUGUGUUAUAAGUUGUUUCAAUGAUUUUGCAAUGCAAGCUUCUUGCUAUGAGGAAAUGGAGCAAAGAGGAGUUACAAAUACAGAAGAAAUAAAGCAGGCACUAUUCAAAAAUGCUGGAUAUGCAGGAAAAUGUCUCUAG